GCGCGCCCACAGCGGCGGGCGGAACCGAGCGCGCAGGCGCGGCGCUGCCUCUCUCUGCUGGUGGCCCGCCCUCCCUCCUCCCCUCCCUCCCCUCCCCGUCCCCUCUCCCCUCCUCAGGCCCGCGCGUCUUCCUCCCGCACGCGCCGUCGUUAGCCGAGCGCUCGCCGGUGCGCGUCUUCCUUGUCCCACAGGCAGCGGGGCGGGCGCGACCCUGCUCCACGCUCGCGGUCCCGGCGAGGAUCGUACCACCGUUCCCCGGAGCGCGGGGGUAGCCGGCCGCCCUGCCGCCUGCGCCUCGGCGACCCCGCGGGGCUGAGGCGACGCCUCACCCGGCAGCCUGAGCGCACAGCCGGCCUUGACCCAGAGCUCCGAACCGCGAGCGCCGCGCCCUCCGCCGGCCCCACCCAUCCGGGCAGCGGCCAUGGCCGAGACCGAGGAGCGGAGCCUGGACAACUUCUUCGCCAAGAGGGACAAGAAGAAGAAGAAGGAGCGGAGCAGUCGGGCGGCCAACGCGGCGAGCGGCGCGGGCGGGAGCAGCGCGGCGGCGGGCUCCAGGCCGGGCGACGGCGGGAGCUUGGGCUCCGGUGCCAGGUCGGGAGACGGCGGGAGCUCGGGCUCUGGUGCCAGGUCGGGAGACGGCGGGAGCUUGGGCUCCGGUGCCAGGUCGGGAGACGGCGGGACCUCGAGGUCGGGAGACGGCGGGAGCGCGGGCCCCGGCGGCAAGGCCAUAACGAAGGAUGAAAAUGAGUGGAAAGAAUUUGAACAAAAAGAGGUUGAUUACAGCGGAUUAAGAGUUCAGGCAAUGCAAAUAAGUGAAAAGGAAGACGAUGAUAAUGAAAAGAGAGAAGAUCCAGGAGAUAAUUGGGAAGAAGGUGGAGGUGGCAGUGGAGCAGAAAAAUCUUCAGGUCCCUGGAAUAAAACUGCUCUGGUACAAGCGCCUCCUGCUCCAGUAACAGUUACAGAAACCCCGGAGCCAGCAAUGCCUAGUGGUGUAUACAGGCCUCCUGGGGCAAGGCUAACCACGACAAGGAAAACGCCACAAGGACCACCAGAAAUAUACAGUGACACACAGUUCCCAUCCCUGCAGUCCACUGCCAAGCAUGUAGAGAGCCGGAAGUACUUAAAAUGAAUGCUGCCUGAAGUUAAAUGACCACAUAUGGCACAUCUACAUCUUAUUAGGGACAUGGAUUUUCAAAAGUAAAUAAAGUGGGAAGAAAUGUAAAUGGCAUCAGAUGGACGAAUUUUUGGGUGGUUUUUAAAUCCCAGCCUUUGCCUCACUGAGAGCACAGCUGGCUUGAAUUAGACCUCUACUUGGACGUGCUCCCCAUUCUGUCCUCACAUGUGGGGGGACUCUGGGAGAGCAGUGACUUGCCACACAUCUUCUGUACCUGAUCUAAUCAGACCACUCCCCCAAAGCAAAGGGGAGGAGAAAUCGUUGAAUGAUGAGAACAUUACUUGAAUGAGGAAAUUGUUGCCCUUAUGCAUAAAGACGUAUUACCUACUAACUGCGAAAACUUAGAAGUGAGUCUUAGAAGGAAUGUCAUUAUACAGCUUCUCUCUGGUUGUCUUCAAGUUGGUCCCAAAUACUCUGUUCAGAAGAUGGGGCCUCAGAGCUUCAGUACAGUAUUACAUGUUUUCUGUUCAAUUGAAGCCUUAAUGGUUUGAUAAGGAUUUUUGUAUUCCCUUCCUGUCUCUCCAGGAUUAUUCUUAGGGUCUUUUUUUUUUUUUUUUGUUUUUUAAAUUCGAGGAAGAAUACUUUCAAAAUUCCCUAGUGACGAAGAAAUAUUUACUGAUUACAUUUCUUUUCCCUUAGGGAUAAAGAAAUGGAGAAGAGCUUUGAAGUAGUAAGACACAAAAAUAGAGUUAGGGAGGAGGUUUCAAAAAAUCAGGCCCUUAAACUUGAGCUAGACAACCAGUAUGCUGUGCUUGAGAAUGAGAAGUACAGCCCCACACAGUACAGUUAAGGAAUGGUCUUUGCUAAGCCUUCCAAGAUAACUAGACCACAGCCAACCACCAAGAACAGCCAUUCAGCGUCUUGAUUUCUGCAUCUACAGUGGCUGACUGAAGACCUCGGUCCAGUGGCUGUCCCUGUUGCACUAUGGAAGUUCAAGAGUCACGACUGAUCUUGAUGUGUCUUGGAUUUAGGGAUGUUUUCAUUGUCUUAAAUAUUUGUGAAUUAGAUUCAACAGUGUUUCCAUAGUUGCUCUGCGUAUAAAACCAAACCUGCAGCCAGUGGUCAUUUCAAACAUCUUUAUGUUCAGAUACUGAGCCUUCGCAAGGUUGACUACCUCAGAUUUGCUGCACUUAAAUUGUGGAUUUCAUGUGGAUCACAACUUCUACAUAAGGUUACAGCUAUUAGUGUCUGUGUGAACCUUGAAACCAACUCUACUGGAUUCCUAGCAGAAAGCCUUCAGAAGUCAGCCAUCUGGGUUCUGAUCCGCUGUAAAAACAGAAGAGUUAAGUGACCUUAAUAACCUGUUCUGUGCCCCAUCCUAAGGAAUAUUCUAUAGGCUGUGGCUGUUAGACUUCCUGGAACAAGCCGCUGUCAGAAAUGAUGUGUUUGGAUCAUCUGUGUGGGGCUUAUGAUUUAUAAUUUUAAGUUUUUAGUUGUAUGAGGUAACUAUGGAUUUAAUUCAACCAAACUUGGGUCCACCAAAUGGGGAGCGGGUGGGGGUAGCCUUGUUUCUUUGAAUACAUUUUCAUUCAGAUAGUGCUUGUCCAGUUCCACAUUAAGGCCUUGCUUUGACUUGGAGUAAGUUCUUUGAGGGCAUAUUGUGUGGUGAAAUAGUCUGAAAGAAGCAUUGGAAUUGUGAGAUGCCCUAUGAAUUUGCCAUCCUUAGGUGGAACCAGGUAGCUGUAGAUACAUAUAAAGGACAGUGGAUCCGCUCCACUCCAGGUGCUGCUCAAGCCUCCUAAUCAGGUCUAAAUUGAACUGCUGUGGACAGAGUGUGGUGUCUGCUCAGAAGGGGUGUUUCACUGACCUGGCUUUUACAGUUCAAAGUAACAGGAGCAAAAACCACCAAGUUGUGAAUCUUGCAUGGUGUCUGAUAAAUACAGUGUGUGCCCCAUAUUUUAAGGUUAUGGGCUAUUCUGGAGAUCCAUUCAUUGUUUAGCCAGCUCUUAUCAUUCACCUUGGGAGUAUGUUUGUAUUCACUUGGAGAGUCAGGGGAAUAGCCAGUAAUGUAGCACUUCUGUUGUUAGUAAUUACAAUGUAACGAUCUAGUGGUACUUGGCUCUUAGAAGAGGUCACAGUUAGAUUUCUUUCCACCUAAUGAAAUAGACUGCCAGUUUUCAUGCUACUGCAAAUGGUUCAGUACACGUACUCUACAUUGGCUAUGACUGUGUGAUAUAAUGGCGGUGCCUAGGUUUCUCUCUGUAAAUGAAUCCCUUUGCCAAACACAGUUCAGACUCGCUCACUACUGACAGUAGUAGAACCGGAAUGAGUGAAGUUUUCCCAGCUUGAGAGCAUGUCUUGCAGAUUAGUGGAUUAGUGCAGCAGUGUGGGAAGCAGGAGGUGCAGACCAGUGUCUCCUGACCAGACUGUAUGCCACUUCUGGGCAACAGUGUUGGCAUGAUCUGAGCCAGCCAGGAGGAGGGUGGGUGAUUAGAAGCUUGAGAUUCUUAGUUAUACUGAAGGCUUAAUUUGGGCACCAGAAAACCUUAACAAGUAAUCUCACACCUUGAGUCACAAUCUUCCCUUAAUGUAUGCUUUACCCCAGCUUCACACACAUAGACAAAUUCUGUUCGGGGUUCUGGUUUAAGAAGUGAACAGACGUAUGACGAGGUUUGUUUAAUGGCAUACUGUACUGGAACGCUGAAGACCUGCAGCAGAUGUAAAUUCCAAGUCUUGUUAUAGUUUUUUAAGAUUGUGAAAUCAAAAUGCAUAUGAAUCAAGUUUUAAUACACUGUCUGGGUGGAUGAGGCUGUCCAUUGCACCAUUUCUUUCUUUGGGUUCUCAGGCAUGGUUCCGACAGUGUACGAACUCUGUAACAUUAACAUUGAAUAAACAGUCAACCUAC
Messenger RNA from Rattus norvegicus (Norway rat), 4019 nucleotides. The record is from RefSeq and is a predicted model, not a curated record. NCBI's taxonomy places the organism in Eukaryota, Metazoa, Chordata, Mammalia, Rodentia, Muridae.